AUGGCGCCCAUGCAACCAAGUCUUGGCCCACCUAGGGAUGAGCCUAGGGUGUUUGGGCUUGACAAGUUCAACGGUGACAACUUUGCUGAAUGGUCCUUCAAGAUGGAGAACAUCUUUGACCACUAUGACCUGCUGGAGGUGAUGGAAGGAACGGAGAAGCGCCCCGAGAACGACCCGGAGAAGAGCCCGUGGCUAUCCUUCAAGAGGAUUUCCGCCGCCGUGAGUUGGCGAGUGCGGAUGGCGCUGGGGCAGCGAGCAUCGGCCGUGGAUAUGGUCGAGGAAGAGGCAGAGGACGAGGGGGAGGAAGGUUUGGUGGCAGCAACUUCGGCGGAGGCCGCAGGAGUGGCGGUUACGGCAGCGACGACAAGAGAUACGGACGCGGUCGCGGCCGAUUCGACGGCGAGUGUCACUAGUGCCACAAGAGCGGACACAUGUGGCGCGACUGCUACAAACUCCCUGAUGGUUGGACCCCUGCUCAAGGCCAAGAGGGUAGAGGAGCAGGAGGAGGGAGAGGACAAGGCCGUGGAGGCCGUGGCGGUCGCGGUGGCGGAGCUGCAAACAUGA
Messenger RNA from Closterium sp. Naga37s-1, 564 nucleotides. Lineage: Eukaryota; Viridiplantae; Streptophyta; Zygnematophyceae; Desmidiales; Closteriaceae. The record is from the annotation of a GenBank genome assembly.